UUGCAGGCUAAAACACCAAAAAGUGUGAGCAAGGCUCGUGGAUUUGCUCGAGGUCUCAAGGCUGAACGGAUUAUUGGUGCCACCGACUCCAGCGGUGAACUCAUGUUCCUGAUGAAAUGGAAAGAUUCAGACGAGGCUGACCUUGUUCCCGCUCGGGAAGCCAACAUCAAAUGCCCUCAGGUGGUGAUUCGAUUCUACGAGGAACGUUUGACGUGGCACACUCCUGAAAGCAGAACGUCGACUGGUGGAUCUCGACCAGCAUCCACGACACCAAACGCGACAGCGGGAGCUGCGCGAUCUUGA
Molecule: messenger RNA, 303 nt
Organism: Echinostoma caproni
Lineage: Eukaryota; Metazoa; Platyhelminthes; Trematoda; Plagiorchiida; Echinostomatidae
Source: the annotation of a GenBank genome assembly